This is a messenger RNA of Cylicostephanus goldi, 255 nucleotides long. Lineage: Eukaryota; Metazoa; Nematoda; Chromadorea; Rhabditida; Strongylidae. The record is from the annotation of a GenBank genome assembly.
AUGAUGUUGUCGAAGAAACUGAAAACGGAGUUCAUUCGCUCAGAUGUAGCAGCAAGGGCCCGACCUAUCUUUGAUGAGCUGGACCAGGACAAUGAUGAUGACUGGUGGAGAUACAACUUUCUCGCCUUGAGGAUACUGGGGGAAAUAAACAGGUCAACGAACCAGCGAUUAGCCAGGAGCUUGGAUUUCAAGGAAAACCAGCCACAUCUUCCUGCGGCAGGAACGGUAGACGUGGACGUCAACAAAGCCUGCAAG